UCUAGUACUUCAACGACAACUACCUCGACGACAAGCACUACUUCAACUACAACAUCAACAACAACGACAACUUGCUUGCCAGUAUGUUUGUAUUGGGAUUGUUGGAUAAAUGUAACGGCAACAUUUCCUUAUACACCUCCAACUAUAAAUCAAAAUACUGAUAGUAGAACAUCAGUAUCAACAACAACAGGUCCAACAGUGAAUUUAUCAAGUUCAAAUUAUAUACAAGAUUUGGAAAAUGAGAAUUUUCGUUUAAAAGUAGGUUUAGGUCUAGGUUUAGGAGCUCCUCUAUUGGAUCGAUCAACAGCUGAAAAAAUUUAUUGGCGUUGUAUAAAAUUUUUAACAUAUCAUUGUCAUUCACGCUUACAUAUAUGUAUUAUUACGAACAAUAUUAUAAAACAACCAACUGAACAUACAUGCAGAUUUGAUGAUGCAACAUUAGAACUUUGUAAAUUUGAUCAACAACUUGCUGAUUGUGCUCGUAAUACACAAGAACCACCAGAAAUCAUUAUUAUUAAUUGUAUUAGAAAUAUGUCUGAUGGAGGACUUACUCGUUUACUAUGUCGUGAUAAUAUAAAACGUCGAAUUAGAAAACUACGACAUAAUAAUGAUUUUACAACAGCACCUAAUGAUUCUCAUUUUAUAUCUAUUUCAAUUAUGUUAUGA
Messenger RNA from Rotaria sordida, 666 nucleotides. Lineage: Eukaryota; Metazoa; Rotifera; Eurotatoria; Philodinida; Philodinidae. The record is from the annotation of a GenBank genome assembly.